UUGUGAUUGAAAAUAGAGGACAAAAGAUAAAAAAAAUAUUUUCUUAUUUCAAAUUUUUGUUUUUGAUUUAUCUGAGAACUACACAACAACAAAAGACCAAAACAAGCAAAACAAAGAUAACAUACACCAAUUAGAUUGAUGCAAUUACCUCUCUUCGUAUCUACAACAAUUCAUAUAUUUAUUGAAGGAGAAUCAAGAAUUUGCUCCUGGCAGAGAUAAUUUCUUUACCAUUUAUGCCUUUUAUGCAAGGCAAUGUCCAAAAAGGAUGUGGAAAAGUCAAAUAAAAAUACAUUGGAAGAAUGUAUAGCGAGUGAAGAAUAUGCUGCAAUUUCUGAAAAUAUUUUAUCAUCACCUACCCUGCCCACAUUCCAUAAGAGAAAGCAUGAUAUUUUCAGGCGGCUACAAACUGCGGUUUCCCAAUGCAAUAUUCAGUUUAGUGGGCGUAAAGAAUUGGCCACUGAGCAGAACAAACAUGUGGCAAAUCUAUGCGACACCUUGGAGAUAGCCUUUCAGUAUGGCUUAAUACAACAACAGCAACAACAACUGCCAAAUCUGGUGGCAUCAGCAGCGGCAAAUCUGUUCCAAAAUAUGCAUGAAAUUGUAACUGGGACAUCGAAAAGUAUCCUAAAGGCCACGAAUACCACGACGGCAUUUACAGAUCCAUGUUUUUGGGAUUUUUGCAAGGUAUUCCUUACGGCUCACGAGCGUCAGAGAUUUACGGAAUUGAAACAGACGUGGACCAAAUGGGGCAAAGGUCGUGCAUUUAUACGUGCUUCCCUCAAUGAACAUUCCCUGCAUAGAUACAUCCUAACGUGGAUCUCCGAUAGACAAAUGUUACAUGCCCACUACAAUAAGUGGGCCUUGUUGACAGAUGAAACUAUAACAUCAUCCCUUCCAGAUCUUAUAAAAUCAUUGGAUAACGUGUUAUUUGCAUUGGUCGUUGAUAAAACAGAAUUAAAUUCGGCUAUUAAAACAUAUCAGCCCGCUUCAGACGAAUUUGCAAGAGAGGAGCCUGUUAUUUAUGCCCCGACACCUGUAAAGAUAGAACCAAAGGUCAAAGGGAAAUCAGCCAUAGUCGAAAGGCCAAUCCAAACAUUUGGCUCAACAGAAGACUUACUGCAACAGCUUCAAGUGGAUACAGAUAUCAUUAGAUCUGAAUAUCCAGAAAACAGUUGUACUGUCUCCGAGAUUAUUAUCACCGAGGAGACUGAGAGUGGCAUUAAAGAGAGCUCCGAUCCGAUUCCCUUCAUUAAUGCAAAUGCAACAGGGGAAACGAAAUGCGAGCCUUCUAAUGAUGUAGAAGCAGAAUUGAAAUUGCUCAAGAAAACAUUUCUAGAAUUUAGCUCAACAUUACCAAGUAGUGAUGACGAUCUCAACAAGGAAACACCGAAUUCUGGCGAAUGUAUCGCAACGUCACCAGAACUCCAAACACCAUUGCCCAAUGGGGACGUGAAUGAUAUCUGUGUUGAAAAAGAAUUGGAAUCACUCAAGAAAAUCUUUAAAGAAUUCACAACAACAUUGCCCAGCGAGGAUAAUAAAAUUGAAGCCAAAAGUCCCACAUUAUUAUGUUACAGUGAUAGCAAUGGGUCGCCCAAUGAAUUGGAGUCCGAAUGCAAUAAUCCCACGCAUUUAAUGCUACAAAAACAACUGAGAGAGGCUAAUAAAAAGUGUUCCAUGCUAGAUACGAAGGUAGCCGAAUUAACAUUGGAAAAUAUUCAAUUAAUGAUGCGUCUCAAAAAGUACAUGGAUAAUUCAAAGAUAAAGAACGACUCUCUAGCAAAUACGAAUACGUAGCAGAAUACUGGUAUUUGUGAAACAUAUCAAUAUUAACUAUUUACAGAGAACAAAUACAAAGAACAAAUUGUACAUAAUUUGAUAUUAAAACACAUGUAAAAUUAGAUGUACAUAAUAUAUAUGGGAGUUUGGACCCGGGGACCAAAUGAAGAGAUUUGAUAUUUGUAAUAUUUUUGGUAUUUGGUAUUAUGUACGGCAAAUUGUUAAAAGUAUAUAUUACGAAUGGAAUAUUAAUAAAUGUAGUUUACUUUUGUUUUA
Messenger RNA from Musca domestica (house fly), 2052 nucleotides. RefSeq names its product sorting nexin-29. The transcript is spliced from 2 exons. NCBI's taxonomy places the organism in Eukaryota, Metazoa, Arthropoda, Insecta, Diptera, Muscidae. The record is from RefSeq and is a predicted model, not a curated record. The coding region runs from base 253 to 1794 and encodes 513 amino acids.